Diplodia corticola is the source of this 1749-nucleotide messenger RNA. Its product is annotated as multicopper oxidase. Gene Ontology annotation, molecular function: copper ion binding; oxidoreductase activity. The record is from RefSeq and is a predicted model, not a curated record. The transcript has a single exon. Bases 1 to 1749 code for a protein of 582 amino acids. NCBI's taxonomy places the organism in Eukaryota, Fungi, Ascomycota, Dothideomycetes, Botryosphaeriales, Botryosphaeriaceae.
AUGAGGUCCAGCUUCCUCCUCGCGGCCUCUGCCCUGCUGGGCUUCUCGGCCGCCGCCCCGCAGGCCGCUGCCUCUGCCUCUGCCUCUGUCUCUACCAACUCGACCUCGACCGCCACCUCUUCGGCCGCCACCUCGACCUGCUCGGGCAACACUGCCGACGACCGCACCACCUGGUGCGACUACGACAUCAGCACCGACUACUACAACGACGGCCCCGACACGGGCGUCGUCCGCGAGUACUGGUUCGUCGUGAGCGAUGUCACCGUCUCGCCCGACGGCGUCUCGCGCUCCGCCAUGGCCGUCAACGGCAGCAUCCCCGGCCCCACCAUCUUCGCCGACUGGGGCGACACUGUCCGCGUGCACGUCACCAACGACCUGACCACCAGCGGCAACGGCUCCUCGAUCCACUGGCACGGCAUGCGCCAGAACUACACCAACCAGAACGACGGUGUCGUGUCCAUCACCCAGUGCCCCAUCGCCGUCGGCGAGAGCUACACGUACGAAUGGAAGGCCACCCAGUACGGCUCGUCCUGGUACCACUCCCACAUCGGCCUGCAGGCCUGGGAGGGCGUCUUCGGCGGCAUCAUCGUCAACGGCCCCGCCACGUCCAACUACGACGAGGACCUGGGCAUGAUCUUCCUCAACGACUGGGACCACUCGACCGUCGAUGAGCUGUACGCCUCGGCCCAGGCCAGCGGCCCGCCCACGCUCGACACCGGCCUGAUCAACGGCACCAACACCUACAACGACUCGGGCACCGUGACGGGCUCGCGCUUCGAGGUCAACCUGACCGAGGGCACCAGCUACCGCAUGCGCCUGGUCAACGGCGCCAUCGACACUCACUUCAAGUUCAUGAUCGACAACCACACCAUGACCGUCAUGGCCAUGGACCUCGUGCCCAUUGAGCCCUACGAGACCACGGUGCUCGACAUCGCCAUGGGCCAGCGCUACGACAUCGUCGUCACCGCCGACCAGGCCUCGGUGGCUUCCGACUUCUGGAUGCGCGCCAUCCCGCAGAGCGCCUGCUCCGACAACGACAACAGCGACGACAUCAAGGGCAUCGUGCACUACGGCUCGUCCACCGACACCCCCACCACCUCGGCCUACGACUACACGGACGCCUGCGUCGACGAGGACAGCAGCGACCUGGUCCCCUACGUGUCCAAGACGGCCACCUCGGGCACCUCGCUCGCCGAGGCCGUCACCGUCGGCCAAAACUCCGAGAACCUGUUCCGCUGGUACAUGAACUCGACCUCGAUGCAGGUCGACUGGGCGGACCCGACGCUUCUGCAGGUCUACAAUGACGACCUCGACUUCACCAACACGUCGGGCGUCGUCCAGCUCGACACGGCCGACGAGUGGUACUUCUUCGUCAUCGAGACGGACAACGCGGUGCCGCAUCCCAUCCAUCUUCACGGCCACGACUUCUUCAUCCUCGCCGCGGGCACGGGCAGCUACGAGGAGGGCACCACGACGCUGAGCCUGGACAACCCGCCCCGUCGCGACACGGCCACGCUGGAUGCGUCGGGCUACCUCGUGAUCGCGUUCGAGACGGACAACCCGGGCGCUUGGCUGAUGCACUGCCACAUCGGCUGGCACACGUCCGAGGGCUUCGCGCUGCAGAUUCUCGAGCGCUACACCGAGGUCCAGGACUCGCUGAUCGAUUCGGAUACGCUGAACUCGACGUGCUCGGCUUGGUCGACGUAUGCCGAGGCGAACUCGGUCGAGGUGGAUGACUCUGGUGUGUAA